GUUCGGUAGUCCCGAAACAGGCGGCCGGUCGAGAUCCAGAGAGCGCGCAGCGACGACCGGUGUCUACACUGGUUGGUGCCACCAUCACGCCACGUCGAACGACCCACCUUAGUCACUGCGACGCGGCCUCAACUCCACAACCACCAUGAACAGCACAGGCAACGCACUCUCUGUGGUCUUGGUCACCGCGUUGGCGCUUGUCUUUGCAGGCAUGACCUUGUACUGGCACCGGCAUCGCGUGAUCGCCUUCAUCUACAACUGCCGUCGAAGCGUUGCCCGCUCCGCCGAGAUGCCUGCUGCGCAAUACCGAGCGUUCUUGGACAACAGCCAUCUCGUGGACGAGUGGCUGUGCUGGGUCUGCUACCACAAGAACCAGCACCAGAACCAAAGCUGUGCCAUGUGUCGCUCCGACUUCGAACCGGACUGGCACAAGUCCAUCAUCCUGACAUCGACCACGCUCGCCUCUGGCCCGCGCGAGUCGACCAUCAGCGCCACACAGCAACGCAUUCGAAAUCGCCACUUGUGGAAACGAAGUGCAGGCUCGUCGCCUCCAUCCCGCGACUUUGUCCACUGGGUGCACACGCCCGUUCUCGACAUCACGGACCUCUUGCAGGAUGUGCUGCCCGACGGCACAGCGCUCUCGAUUUCUUUAGACGGACCUGCAGCUUCAUUCGACAACUCGGCGCUAUCGGCGUCGUCGGUCGCGUAUGUUCGCGAGGCUCGCGGCCCUGGCAUGUCAUCCGCCUGGGUUCCUGCCACGUCCGUGCAGUGGUCGACAACGAUUUAUACCGACGCCAUGAAGGACCUGUCGUGGGACCAAAUUCAUAGCAUGGCAACCCAGCCGUUCUCGGCCAAGGUGUCGUGGUUCAACCAGGCGCUGCACUCGUUGAGUCUCGACCAUGUCACUGGGUACUCGCUCGUGAGUGUCCAUCGCGCAGAAGCGCUCGAGAGUUCUAUGCGGCAGUUGCUGGCGAUCCCGCCAACGUCAAUGCGCCAACAUCUACAGAUUGAAUUUCACAACGAACCUGCCGUGGACGCGGGAGGCGGCGUCCUUCGUGAAUGGUUUGGACUUGUGACGCGUCAAUUGUUUGGCGGGCGAUGGUUUGAGCCGACGCACACGCCUGACAUCACGUACUGGUUUGCCCAAACCAGCGACGACGACUCGUCUUGCCAGAUGUUCAAGUUUGCAGGACGCGUCGUGGCCAAAGCGAUUCAGGAUGGCCACUGUCUCUCUGUCCACUUGGCGAUUCCGCUGUGGAAGCAUGUGUUGGGUAUCCCGAUGACGUGGCACGACCUCGUGCACUUGGACACGGACCUCCACCAGAGUAUUGCGUGGGUGGUAGAUCACAGCGACGCGCACGAACUCGGCCUGGAUUUCACGAUGCGCGGGGUGCCAUUGAUCGCUGGCGGCGACUGCAUGAGUGUCACGGACGCCAACAAGCACGAAUACGUGGCUGCGAUCGUCCGGUUUUUGUUUUACGACGCAGUGCACGGUCCAUUGGAAGCGUUCUUGGAAGGGUUUCAAGCCGUGUUGCCGGUGCCGCUGCUCCACGUGUUUGACGCGUUCGAAAUGGACUUGAUUUUGUGUGGACACGACGACAUCAACGCGACGGACUGGCAGCUCCACACGACAGUCGAGUACCUCGCAACGUCGCAACUUAAACGGCGCGGGGGCAAGCACGGGUCACAGCAACAAGACGUUGUCGACUGGUUCUGGCUCACAGUGCACUCGUAUUCCCAAGUGCAAAAGGCCAAAUUACUGCAGUUCGUCACCGGUUCGUCCCGACCACCCGUUGAAGGGUUUCGGGCCCUCACCAGCAGCAACGGACUCGUAUGCCCAUUCACGAUCGCGUUGUCCACUGCCACGAGCAAAUUUCCCGUCGCCAUGACUUGCUUCAACCGGAUCUCGCUGCCACUGUACAGGUCCCAAGCCGAAUUACAAGAGUACUUGACUGUGGUCAUCAGUAUGGACGUGACAGGGUUCACGAUGCGAUGACGUGGAAGCGACUCCGACCCCCCGUCCCGACAAUUGCAUGUGUCGAGCAAACAAGCGCCACGAGUCGGCCUUCACACCGUCGUUGCUGCAUCCAUUAACUUAUUUGACGAGCUUCUGAGACGAUUCGCGCUUUGGAGGCGGCGCUAGGAGGACCAGGAGCUCGUCCUGCCGAGAUUUAC
This is a messenger RNA of Aphanomyces invadans, 2175 nucleotides long. RefSeq lists its product as hypothetical. NCBI's taxonomy places the organism in Eukaryota, Oomycota, Saprolegniomycetes, Saprolegniales, Verrucalvaceae. The record is from RefSeq and is a predicted model, not a curated record. Bases 146 to 1996 code for a protein of 616 amino acids. The transcript is spliced from 12 exons. Gene Ontology annotation, molecular function: ubiquitin-protein transferase activity.